Molecule: messenger RNA, 1617 nt
Organism: Penicillium robsamsonii
Lineage: Eukaryota; Fungi; Ascomycota; Eurotiomycetes; Eurotiales; Aspergillaceae
Exons: 6
Coding region: 1-1617 (538 amino acids)
Biological process (GO): transmembrane transport
Cellular component (GO): membrane
Molecular function (GO): sulfate transmembrane transporter activity
Source: RefSeq, a predicted model, not a curated record
AUGUCCACAGAGGAAAUGAAGACAGCGCAGAUUUCUGCAAGUAGUACAGAUGGCUCGGACGAAGAGUGGCAGAAGAGUGAAAAUCACAAAGUAGAAGGUACCUUUGAGGCUGGGGAGGGCUAUCACUUAUACCGGCCCAUUGACAGCUAUGAGGGCUUGCAUCGCUGGGAUCCGAAUUUUGAAUGGACAGAACAGGAAGAGAAGAAAAUUGUCAGGAAGAUCGAUGCUAGGGUAUGCACAUUUGCCUGUGUGACCUUCUUUGCACUGCAGCUGGAUCGAGGAAACAUCGGCCAGGCACUUGCGAGCACACUGCUGGAAGAUCUACGGAUGACCAGUAACGAUUACAACUUAGGCCAGACGGUCUUUCUGGUUUGCUUCUUGUUGGCUGAGAUGCCCUCUCAAUUACUGUCCAAGCGAAUCGGACCAGAUCGUUGGAUUCCCAUUCAAAUGAUCUCUUGGAGUCUGAUCGCGGCUUGCCAGGCCUUCCUGAAAGGGCGUGGAUCAUAUUUGGCAUGUCGCGCACUACUGGGAUUGCUGGAAGGCGGCUUUAUACCUGAUACAAUUCUCUUCUUGUCAUUUUUCUACAAAUCUAGUGAGCUGCCAAACAGACUGACCUGGUUCUGGAUUUCAUACACCAUUGCCGGAAUCAUUGGUUCAUUCCUAGCAUUUGGUUUCCUACACAUCACCGAUGCCAACGGCGGUGGUGCCUGGAGAUAUCUCUUUGCAUACGAGGGCCUGAUAACUGGUGUCAUUGGUAUCAUCGCUGCAUUCUGGAUGCCCGCCUCACCUGUGCAGACCAAAGGAGGCUUACGCGGAAAGAACGGAUGGUUUACAGAACAUGAAGAGAAGAUUAUCGUGAACCGCGUCAUUCGGGAUGAUCCUAGUAAGGGUAGCAUGCACAAUCGACAAGCAGUCACCCCACGUCGUCUUUGGGAGUCGCUCAAGGAUUAUCACAUGUGGCCAAUUUAUUCUCUCGGUCUAAUCUGGAUGAUACCUAGCAGCCCCUCCCAAAACUACCUCACACUACAACUGCGAUCCCAGGGGUUCACAACCUUCCAAACAAAUUUAUUGACCAUCCCAGCAGCUGUCAUUGCGAUUAUCUCCAUGACAUCUAUUACCUGGGUCGCAGAGCGUACGAACCAACGCCUCCUCUGGGGUGUGGCAGUGGAGCUCUGGAACCUAGCGCUGUUGAUUGCACUCGAGUUACUUCCUCAGAAAAGCAUGCCAUGGCCCCGUUGGGUGAUCCUUACGCUUCUUGUUGGUGGGCCGAACAUCCAUCCUGUUAUAGUGGCGUUGACUUCAAGGAAUGCCGGAUCUGUGCGGACUCGUACUGUUGCCUCUGCGUUGUAUAACAUGUCUAUACAAGUGAGCAGCAUUGCUGGUGCUAAUGUGUACCAAGCAAAAGAUGCGCCAUACUACAGAAAUGGAAACAAAGUUCUCAUCGCACUGGCGGUAGUUAGUGGGUUCCUCUUCAUCUUCAGCAAGUUCUACUACGAUUAUUGGAAUAGAAAAAACUCUACGAAAUGGGAUGCUAUGACAAGCGAGCAACGGGAGUUUUACUUACGUGAAAACCCGGUAUUGACUAAUAAAAGAAUCGACUUUCGGUUUGCUCGCUAG